AUGAAAACUAAAUUUAAAAUAUUUAAAUUAAUAUUUAUUAUAUUCAUUAAUUUAAUUAAAUCAUCAAAAGAUGAGGAAAUAAUAAUAUCCUCAACUAUUUCAUCCGAUAAAAUUAAUCCGGUUAAUGAGCAUGAAAGUAAAGACGAUGAAGGUUUUGAUGGAGAAUGUCCAGUAAUAAACAAAAAUAUACAACAACACCCAUCAACAACUGAUUGGUGCCCAAUCCAAUGUCUGAAUGAUUUGGAUUGUUCGGAAUUACCUAAUAGUCGUUGCUGUCCAAGUGAAUGUGGAGGGUGGAAAUGUAUAUCUAUUAGUACUAAAUUAAUUUCACCUUCUCGUCCACCUGUACAAAUCCAACCUUUAAAAAAUAAUUUAUAUAUUCAACAAUUAAAUGAAGGAAGGAAAAAUGAAAAAGAAAUUAAAAAAGGAGAUGGAGAACAAGAGAAUAUUGAAGAAGAAAGUUCCCCUAUAAAUUCUAUUUUACUUCGUCCAAAUAUAGAGAAUCCUUUAUUAAAAUGUGAACUGAUUAAGUGA
Messenger RNA from Meloidogyne enterolobii, 534 nucleotides. NCBI's taxonomy places the organism in Eukaryota, Metazoa, Nematoda, Chromadorea, Rhabditida, Meloidogynidae. The record is from the annotation of a GenBank genome assembly.